UCGUCAUCCCUCGUCUCUGCGUGACGAUGGAAAUGCCCGAGUGUCCGGUGUGCUUGCAAUCCUAUGACAGCGACUACACAAUUCCACGCGUACUCGCGUGCGGCCACACUUGCUGCGAGAGCUGCCUGUUGAAGCUUCCACACAGGUUCCCGGAAACCAUUCGCUGCCCCGCGUGUACCGUACUGGUUAAGUACCCGCCGCAAGGCCCCUCCUAUCUCCCCAAAAACAUCGACCUUCUCCGUCUCAUCGACUCCGAUGCACAAAAACCCCACAACAGCACCAAAAAUGUCAACUCUGCCCCACACUUGGACUUCGUCCCCCGUUCGUGGUCCGGUGAGUUCUACUCUUUCUGGAAAAAGUAUAUUCUUUGUCACGACGCUGUUUUGAUUGAAUUGAAAUCUGGAGAAGAUGGUGGUGUCUGUUUCGGUUGUUUAAAUCAAAGUCAACGGGUGAGUCUUGUUAAGGUGGGUUCUUUGUUAUCGGAUGAUGAUUCUGUGUUUAAAUAUACUUAUGUUGUGAGAGUGAUAGAGUGUUUGAGUGCUAUGAAAGAAGAGGAGAGAGAUGAAUUGAGUUUCAUUCUUAAAGGUUCUUCAAAAGUGAGUAAGUUAUGUCGAAUUUUGGGCUUGUGGGGUGAUUUGGAAGACGGGUCUUUGUGCUUAGUUUGUGAGAGAUUAAAUCAGAGUUUGUUGGAAUCGUUGGGAGCUGUCAUAGAUGAAGAUGGUAUGACCAGUAAGGGAUUGUUUGGUUUGGCAAUGAUGGGUAUGGAAAUGUGUGAAGCAUUGAUUGGUUUUAAUCAACAAGGGUUGAUUUUAGGCUGUUUAGGUUUUUCUUGCUUUAGUUUUGAUGAUUUUGGGCAUGUUUUUGUUGAUUUGAAUGAUGUUUUAGUGAUAGGAAGGAAGAUUGUUAAAAGUGUUGUGAAUGUAGGUUGUGGUGGUAGAAGGAUAGGAGAUAAAGAAAUAGGUGCUCUUUGGAGUGAUUUAUUAGAAAGCAAUGUGUUUUUGAGUCCGGAGUUGCUGUUUCAGUUAUUGAAGAAAGAGGGAAUUGAGGUGGAAUUUGGGGAGACUAGACAUUUGGUUGGGUAUGGCUCAGAUGUUUGGUCAUUAGCUUGUAUUUUGCUUGGACUCCUUAUUGGAAAAAAAUUCAAUGGAGAGCUUGUUAGUUAUAUACGUUUGGCUAGUGCAAAAGCAGGUGAAGAUAAUGGUUUGGGGAUGUACACAGGUUGGGUGGAUAAAGUAAGUUCUUUGUUGGAAUCUAAGAUUGGUUCAGAACUUGUGUUUUUGCAGCAGUUGUUUUGUCAAUGUUUGAAUUUUGAUCCGGGGAAUCGUCCUCUUUUGAUUGAUAUGUAUAGGUGCAUGAGGGAGCUGAUUAUUAAAUGUGAAUUUGAUAAAAUGAUAAAAUACAAUGAGACAGUAAAUUUGGAGAAUGAAGGUCAUUGUUUGGUCUUUGGAGAUCUGUGUCAUUUGCCCAAGGGAAAAUUAUCAACAGAGGAAAAGGACAGGUCACUGGCAGUGGAGAACUGCGAUAGCACUGCUAUUGAUCGAACUGGAAAGCCAGGAGUUUCCAAAGGUUUAGUUGAUGGGCUAAAAGAGGGAAAUAUAAAGUUUAAAGACAUGCAGGGCCAUCUUGACUGUGUCACUGGAUUAGCUGUUGGAGGAGGUUUCCUGUUUAGCUCCUCAUUUGAUAAAUCAGUCCAUGUGUGGUCAUUGCAGGACAGUUCUCAUGUACAUGCAUUCAAAGGUCAUGAGCAUAAAGUCAUGGCAGUAGUCUAUGUAGAUGAAGAACAACCAUUGUGCAUAAGUGGUGACAGUGGAGGUGGUAUAUUUGUAUGGAGCACUAGUUUCCCUCUUGGGCAAGAACCAAUAAAGAAAUGGAAUGAACCAAAUGAUUGGCGUUAUAGUGGUAUUCAUGCCUUGGCAAUUUCAGGGAAAUGUCUAUACACUGGCAGUGGAGAUAAGACAAUUAAAGCGUGGUCAUUGCUGGAUGGUGUGCUAUCAUGCACGAUGAGCGGUCAUAAAUCCGUAGUAUCCACACUAGCAGUCUCCAGUGGGGUUCUUUAUAGUGGGAGUUGGGAUGGAACCAUUCGAUUGUGGAGUCUAAGUGAUCAUAGUCUUUUGACAGUAUUGGAGGAAGUUUGUAUGGGGAAUGUGUACUCUAUCUUGUCUCUUACUGCCAAUCAGCAUAUUCUUGUCGCAGCUCAUGAAAAUGGAUCCAUAAAGCUCUGGAGUAAUGAUGUGUUAAUGAAAUCCAUGCAAACACAUAAUGGUUCCAUCUUGUCCAUUUGCAUGGAGGGGAAAUGGCUGCUUACAGGAGGCUGGGACAGAACUGUCAGUGUGCAGGAACUAAUGGUGGAUGAGUUUCACGUAGAUAUCGUACCUAUUGGGUCAAUACCCUGUGGUUCUGUCAUAACAGCUUUGUGUUACUGGCAAGGAAAGAUUUUUGUUGGAUGUGCUGACAGGACACUUAAGGAGAAUUUGGGUCUUUAUGGGAAGACUUUGAGUGAUUUUAUGAGCUUGAACAAUUGGGUUGUGAGGGAUUAUUAUCGUCUUGUUAGAGAUGUUAACGCGUUCGAGCCAUGGAUUCAGACUCUCUCAGAUGAGCAGUUGACUGCAAAAACUGCCGAGUUUAAGCAAAGGCUGAGACUGGGAGAGACACUGGCAGAUAUUCAAGCGGAGGCUUUUGCUGUUGUUCGUGAAGCUGCUAGAAGGAAGCUUGGUAUGCGCCACUUUGAUGUGCAGAUUAUCGGUGGGGCGGUGCUUCAUGAUGGGUCCAUCGCUGAGAUGAAAACUGGUGAGGGUAAAACAUUGGUGUCUACAUUGGCUGCAUAUCUUAAUGCGCUGACUGGCAAGGGUGUCCAUGUGGUAACUGUUAAUGAUUACCUCGCACAGCGUGAUGCUGAAUGGAUGGGUCGAGUUCAUCGUUUCCUAGGUCUUUCAGUUGGUCUUAUUCAGCGAGGGAUGACAGCUAAAGAGAGGAGAUCCAAUUACCAGUGUGAUAUAACAUACACGAAUAAUUCUGAACUUGGCUUUGAUUAUUUACGAGAUAAUCUUGCUGCAAGCAGCGAAGAACUUGUGAUGCGAUGGCCAAAGCCAUUUCACUUUGCAAUAGUUGAUGAAGUUGAUUCUGUACUCAUUGAUGAAGGAAGAAAUCCAUUAUUAAUAAGUGGUGAGGCUAGUGAAGAUGCUGCACGAUAUCCAGUAGCUGCUAAAGUAGCCGAACUGCUUGUCCGGGACAUUCAUUACAAGGUGGAGCUUAAGGAUAAUUCAGUGGAGUUGACCGAGGAAGGAAUAGCCCUUACUGAGAUGGCACUUGAAACAAAUGAUCUGUGGAAUGAAAAUGAUCCCUGGGCAAGAUUUGUAAUGAAUGCACUGAAAGCUAAAGAGUUUUUUCGGCAGGAUGUACAGUACAUAGUUAGAAAUGGGAAGGCUCUGAUUAUAAAUGAGCUUACAGGCAGAGUUGAAGAGACAAGGAGGUGGUCAGAUGGAAUUCACCAGGCUGUAGAGGCUAAAGAAGGUUUGAAGAUUCAGGCCGAUUCCGUUGUUGUGGCACAAAUCACAUAUCAAUCACUGUUUAAGCUCUACCCAAAGUUGUCCGGGAUGACUGGUACCGCAAAAACUGAAGAGAAGGAAUUCUUGAAAAUGUUUCAGAUGCCAGUUAUUGAAGUGCCCACAAAUCUUCCAAAUAUUCGUAUAGAUUUACCCAUACAAGCUUUUGCUACUGCUCGUGGAAAAUGGGAAUAUGUUCGUCAAGAAGUUGAAUACAUGUUCAGAUUAGGACGCCCUGUUUUGGUUGGGACCACUAGUGUUGAAAAUUCCGAGUAUUUGUCUCAUCUGCUGAAGCAACGGAAAAUACCACACAGUGUCCUAAAUGCGAGACCUAAGUAUGCUGCUAGGGAAGCUGAAAUUGUUGCCCAAGCAGGGAGAAAAUAUGCUAUUACAAUUUCUACAAAUAUGGCUGGUAGAGGAACUGACAUAAUACUGGGAGGAAAUCCAAAGAUGCUUGCAAAAGAAAUUAUAGAGGAUAGCUUGCUUUCAUUUCUGACACAAGAGGGUCCUGAUUUCGAAGUUGAUGACAAGGCACUCUCACAGAAGGUAUUGUCAAAGAUAAAGGUUGGAUCAUCAUCAUUAGCUUUGCUAGCUAAGGCUGCAUUGAUGGCUAAAUAUGUUGGUAAAAGUGAGGGUAAGAACUGGACAUAUCAGAAGGCAAAAUCAAUUAUCUCAGAAUCUGUGGAAAUGAGUCAGUCAAUGGAUUUGGAAGAGUUACGGAGGCUUAUCGAUGAACAGUCUGAAAUGUACCCACUUGGCCCUAGCAUAGCACUUACUUAUCUCUCUGUUCUAAAAGACUGUGAAGUUCACUGUUUCAAUGAAGGAUCUGAAGUUAAAAAGCUUGGGGGGCUUCAUGUUAUUGGAACAUCUUUGCACGAGUCUCGAAGAAUAGAUAACCAGCUUCGUGGUAGAGCUGGACGGCAAGGCGAUCCUGGAUCAACGCGGUUUAUGGUGAGCUUGCAAGAUGAGAUGUUUCAAAAGUUUAAUUUUGAUACUGAGUGGGCUGUGAAACUUAUUUCAAAGAUUACUGAUGAUGAGGAUACACCAAUUGAGGGUGAUGUAAUUUUGAAACAGCUUUUGGCCCUGCAAAUCAAUGCAGAAAAGUACUUCUUUGGCAUAAGAAAGAGCUUGGUUGAGUUUGAUGAAGUCUUAGAGGUUCAAAGGAAGCAUGUCUAUGACCUUAGGCAAUUGAUUUUGACAGGUGAUAAUGAGAGUUGUUCCCAACAUAUCCUCCAGUACAUGCAAGCAGUGGUCGACGAAAUUGUCCUUGGAAACGUAGAUCCAGUGAAGCAUCCGAAACACUGGAGUUUGGAUGAGCUUUUGAAAGAGUUUAUCGCAAUUGGAGGAAAGUUAUUGCAUGACUCAUUUUCAGGGAUCACCAAGGAAGCCUUGCUGAAAUCUCUUGCAGAGCCGGAUAAAUUGACCAUAGAUGUAAACAACUUUUACUUUCCAGAUUUGCCAAAGCCUCCAAAUGCCUUCAGGGGAAUACGUAAGAAGAGUUCUUUGUUGAAACGCUGGCUUGCUAUUUGCUCAGAUGAUUUGACCAAGGAGGGAAGGUACAAGGCAAACACUUAUCUUCUCCGCAAGUACCUUGGAGAUUUUCUGAUAGCUUCAUAUUUGGAUGUUGUUCAAGGAUCAUGUCAUGAUGACAUAUAUGUAAAAGAAAUUGAGAGGGCAGUUCUUGUCAAGACUCUAGAUUAUUUCUGGCGAGAUCAUCUUGUAAACAUGAACAGACUUAGCUCAGCGGUAAAUGUAAGAAGUUUUGGGCACAGAAAUCCUCUUGAAGAGUACAAGAUUGAUGGGUGUCGAUUUUUCAUCUCAAUGCUCAGUGCAACUAGGAGGCUUACUGUAGAAAUACUCUUGCAAUAUUGGUCAUCUCCGAUGGAGUCCCAAGAACUAUUCUCAUCAUGAUAACUAAUUGUUCAUCACGCCAAAGGUGAUAGAGAAAUAUUUUAGCUCCAGGAUAACAGACAGGGUACAUACUUCAACAAGCAUUCAAUCAUGAUGAUUUUGGUAAGAGCUACUAUGUUCUUUGGCUAACAUUGGCAAUUAAGGGAGUUCAUAGUAUAUCCAACAACACUGUACACAAAAAUGGAAUUGAACAACUUCGUUACUUAAAAGGAAACAGAAGCUGCAUACUGGUGGUGCUGUAUCGUGGUAUGGCAGCAACUGUGCAGGUGACUUAAAAAUGACUCGUCCCAGUUGAAUAUUAUAUAAGUUUCUUGGCACAAAAAUAUAUAUAUUGUAUGAUAACUUUCGAUGUCCUGUAAUUGAGCUCAUUGUUAUUUUGGCAAUAAUGUAUGUGCUGCUGGUAUAUGGAAAUGGAAUGAGCUCCUUUGUCUUGCCCACUUGUAUUUUCACACAAUUGAAAGUUGUUUUACAGCAACGGAUUAUAUUAUGCAAUCAAAGUUCUUGUCAAAUUUUUCUGA
Messenger RNA from Mangifera indica (mango), 5971 nucleotides. RefSeq names its product protein translocase subunit SECA2, chloroplastic. The record is from RefSeq and is a predicted model, not a curated record. NCBI's taxonomy places the organism in Eukaryota, Viridiplantae, Streptophyta, Magnoliopsida, Sapindales, Anacardiaceae. Gene Ontology annotation, biological process: protein phosphorylation; protein targeting; protein import. Gene Ontology annotation, cellular component: membrane; chloroplast envelope. The transcript has 37 exons. Gene Ontology annotation, molecular function: ABC-type protein transporter activity; ATP binding; protein binding. The coding region runs from base 27 to 5453 and encodes 1808 amino acids.